Messenger RNA from Colletotrichum paranaense, 1974 nucleotides. RefSeq names its product fungal specific transcription factor domain-containing protein. Gene Ontology annotation, molecular function: DNA-binding transcription factor activity, RNA polymerase II-specific; zinc ion binding; DNA binding. The record is from RefSeq and is a predicted model, not a curated record. Lineage: Eukaryota; Fungi; Ascomycota; Sordariomycetes; Glomerellales; Glomerellaceae. The coding region runs from base 1 to 1974 and encodes 657 amino acids. The transcript has 4 exons. Gene Ontology annotation, biological process: regulation of DNA-templated transcription; DNA-templated transcription.
AUGGCGACUGUCGGCAGCCAACAACAAGGUAGCCACGAGGUGGCUGCGCGGGCCCUGAGUGACAGGCCCCUGAAGCGCGACCCUGCAUGUGUAGAGUGCCGGCAGCGGAAACUAAAAUGCGACCGAAAGUACCCCUGCUCAGAAUGCAUCACACAUGGCCGCCAUUGCCUUGCUCCACCACCAUCGGGUCCACGCAAGCCUAGAAGGAAGAACCAUUAUGAGCUACGCGACAAACUUGCGAGCAUCGAAUCGCUUUUGGAGGAAUGUAUGGGAUCGAAGCCAAUCUAUCUCGCCAAUGGAACGCCAGCCGCCCUGACCGGUCAAGAAUCUCCAAUAGACGACCAGAACCACGAUUAUCAUAGACCUAAAGUCCAGUCGCCAGGAUGGCUCGUACAGACCAAAAACGGGGUCGAAUUCCGUGACAGCAAAACGGCGUCUGCGACUCGCGAGGAUGAACAGACCAUACGUGCCCUUUUUGAGGUGGAAAGCGAGCAGUCGACAUGGCUACCUGCUCUCGCCUUCCUCAAUCAGCACCAUGCCUCAAUAGGCAUAUCUCCCGCCUCGGGGCUCUCCUACAACUGCGUCCCAUCUCCACCUAACAUCAUCGUCUUGUGGAGAGUGUUCUUGGACAGAGUCUAUCCUGUCACCAAGAUACUUCACGUUCCGACAUUCCAAGCCAACAUUACAGAUGCAGUGUCCAACUUUCACGCCAUCCCGCCCGUCACACAGGGGCUUUUGUUCUCCAUCUUCCUCGCAGCAUCUGGUUCUCUUUCGCAAAAGGAGCACUGGGACAUGCUACGCUGGUCCAAGAAGGAUGCCUCGACGGUCUUGUCUAGGGGCUUUAAGGCUGCCAUGGCACGAUAUAACUAUCUGAAACGGUUCAACGAAGAUACGAUAAGGAGCCUGAUAUUUUAUUCACUACACCAACGAACUUUGAGAGAUACGGUAGACCCAUGGAUCCUCAACGGUAUCGUCAUGAACAUAGCUCACCGUCUCGGUCUCCAUAUCGACGGGACGCGUCUCGGCUUCUCACCCUUCCAAAUAGAAAUGAGACGACGUCUAUGGUGGCAAACCGUUCUUAUAGAGGCCAAAACGAGUGCCGCCUCAUGCAUUAGCGCCAAGGUGCUACCAUCCAGCCGGGACACGCUCAUCCCGCUCAAUAUCAACGACGAAGACCUACAUCCUUCUAUGAAGGAAGCACCCAGUGUCCGAGAAGGUCCAUCAGAGAUGUCUUACUGUGUACAUACAUACGAAACAGAAGCACUCGCCAUGGCUAUGCAGAUCCCGUCCGUCGAUGAGGUGCUCUGGGGCCAGGCCUCCUCAAACCCGGCUUCGGCUUCGGCGCACGCUGCCAUACCCUCGCCGCACCCUUUUAGCUCACCCUUCGUCACCGCCAUACAAGAUGCCUUACAAAAGUUCGACCGGACGCUGGGGCCCCUCGAGCGUCGUCUCCUCUCCGACUCCGCCGCGAACCCGCUCCACGCAAUGGCACUCUACGCCCGCACCUCGCUCGCUGCCAUUGUCCAGAUUAUCAUCACGCCACUCGAGGCCGCGCCGGAAUGGGGCACGGAGAUACACGGCCCGGAAGACAAGUUCUUCAACGUCGGCCUGGUGGCGCUGGAGAUCCUGCUCGAGCAGCGGCGGCUCGCGGGCCGCCAGUUUGCGUGGCUCGUUGACCUCGACUUUAAGAUUCAGACAUUUUACUACCUGGGAGCGCAGCUUCAGAACCGGGUGUCCGGAUCCUUGGCGGAGAGGACGUGGGCUGUCAUUGAGAAGAUGUAUGCUUGUCGCGAGGACUUGUGGGAGCUCAAGGAUGAGGAGAAUAUGACGCUGGCGAAUCUUUUGAUUGUGGCGUGGAGUCGGCGCGCGGAGCAUUUUCUGGGGAAUCGUGUUCUGCUGCUUGAGCCUCCUUUUGUGAAGCGCCUGCGAGAUGAAGUUAUGAUGAUAAAGGCCGAGGCUUUGAGCUUAUUCUGA